AGGACCUCACCUCUGUAGUCUCCCCGCAAAGAAGUAUUCCCUAGACUGUUCACUGUGUUUCGAAUGAUUUCAAUCCCCUGGCGUCACGGAAGUGUAAAAUAGUUCACGUUGUCUGGCUUGCUACGGAGUCAAAGCGAAAGCAUUAAAAUGUUGCAUAGGCAAGGAGCUGCUAGUGUUGCGACCACCGCUAAGCGCGUUUUCAAAUUUCGGGUACGUUCUUUCGCGGACCAACGUGCUGCAGUGGGGGUAUGCUGCGUUCUUGAAGGACGAAGAGCAUCCGCAUCUCGACAGUAUUCGACCAGCCAGGCAACACCGCGGAAGGCGCUUGAGAAAAACAGAAAGAAUAUUGCAUUUUCAGGCAAAGGCGAUGUCCCGAACACACGACAAGCUAUAACACCUGACCUCGUCCUGCAUGCGCAGAAAGCUCUACGACGAGACGGGGUCGGUGUUUUUGACGCGAGCUUCAACGUCGAGCAAAUACAGCCCGGGUUCGUCGACAGCGCCAGGAGGCUCGUGGAUGCAAAGUUUGCGGAGGCGCUAAGUCUUGCGCUGAGUUACCAUGGUCAGAAGAAGGGUGGCCACGGAGCGGAGUUUGAUGAAAUUCCGGUUGGUCAGGAGCAUGGUUUUCGGGAGAUCGUGCACCGCGCGCGGGGCCGGUACGACAUGCUGUACGGGGUGUGGCAGGAACCAAGCCUGGUGGAGGACAGCAAACUGUACAACACACUCCUAAAACCCGCCGCGCAGGCCAUACUUGGCGACGACUGCCGACUGGAAUUCAAUGGUGCACUCGUCACGAAAGCAGGGGCCGCAGAGCAGCUCUGGCACGCAGACGGGGAGCAUCUGUUCCACGACAGCCGAGGAAUGGCGUCGAAUACCAGUCGUGACGGCGCGCAGGAGGAGCGCGGCCACGUGGAUUCUGAGGUUCUCCCGGCUCAUUGCGUGAACUUUUUCGUCCCUCUCGUGGACAUCGUGGAGGCGAAUGCAGGGGGGACGGAGUUUUGCAUCGGAAGCCACCUGUACACCCAGCACUUGGGGGCAGACGUGGUGUGGCAGCGCGAGGACUGGAAGCAACGUCUCGCUGCCCGCGGUUGGGACAACGAAACGCGGUUGCUGCGCGUGCAAAAGGGGCAACUGCUCUGCUUCGAUUACCGCAUUCUGCACCGCGCGCUCGCGCAUAACGUUUCCACGCAGCGACCGGUGUUGUACUGGACCUUCGUGCGCCCGUGGUUCACGGAUGCUCUCAACUUUGGCGGCCUCCCAAGCCUGACGGAUCAGGCGGCAGUUUCAGGAACAAGGGCUACGGUUUCGGCAGAAGAUGAAGUGCAACUAGAUUCUGCGCUCAGAACAACGACUUCGAGCCAAAGCACGAGAAUCACCCCGGACACACCUCUUGCUGCACGCACGCCCGAAUGGGUUCUGCAACUGCGAGCCACCCAAUACUCUGAAAAUCUUGUAAAAAACGCAGGCGUGGCCACCUACGCGGAUGGGGCCGCCGGAUCGCAAACGCCCGUUUGUGUGGCGGACGCGAUGAGAAAUCAUCUGCUGAAGUGUGGAAGCACGAACCUCGGUGGAGCCUACGCCACUUCCGAGGCCGCCUUGCAGCUGAUUACGGGUGCGCGACACGCGGCGAGUGCGUUUCUCGGCUGUCAAGACGGCUCCAAGAUUGCCUUCGGCGCGAAUUGCACCAACCUCAUGUUCCACCUGUCCCGCACAGUAGAAGACUGGGUGCGGAGAGCAAGCAACGGAUCUGGGAACAGGGGGAACAUCGUUGUGUCGCGGGCGUGCCACGACGCAAAUGUGGCGCCCUGGCUCCUGUUGGCGGACAGGUGCGAUCUCGAAGUUCGCUGGAUCGAUUUAGUGGAGGGUGAUCAGCUUGACUUUGAAAAUAUCGAGACAAAAAUUGACGCGGACACUGUCGUAGCCGCCGUCGGACUGGCCUCCAACGCAUCGGGGCGGGUCUUUUGGCCAGCCAUUCGGGACCAGGUUGCACCACGGGUCGAAAGUCUUCGAAGGGACCGAACGAGAUCCGGCAGCGCCGGCUCGUGCUUCCCGGUGUUGAUUUGCGACGGGACCCAUUAUCUGCCACACUUUCGGUUCAACCUGGAGUCGUCGGGCGCGGAUGCGGUCGUGUGUUCCUCUUACAAGUUUUGUGGGCCGCAUUUAGGCGUUGCGGGGUUCUCGAGUCGAUCGCCAUUUGUUAGUGCGGAACUCACAGAAGGCUGCAUCGCCAAAGUCGGCCGACGGGCUGACCAAAGUGACCUGCUGGCUGCUCCGCCGCAGCCGACUCGAGAGUCAUACGAGAUCUCGUCGUGGGAAAUGGGAACGCUGAAUUACGAGGCGCUUGCGGGUCUGGAAGCGUGCAUAGUGGACUACUUCGGGCCGCUCUCUGGUGGAGGGAAAGUUGACGUGUCGGACCUAGGGAGUUCGCUUGACCAGGCGUUUUCAAAGAUAGAAGCGCACGAGAUGAAUUUGUCGCAGCAUUUCCUGCAAGGCCUUUUAAAGUUGCAGCAUGCGAUUCGUUUUUAUGGGCCGGAGAAAGCAGCUGGGCGGACGCCGACCUUUGCGCUGGUGCCAGUGGGUGACUUUUUGGGAAAAGAUUUGGUUUCGUUUCUCAAUGAAAAAGGAAUAUUUUGCACAGCCGGAAAUCACUACGCGCCGGAGUUAACAUCUCGCGUACAUGGUGAGUCUGGAUGGACUCGCGUCAGUUUCUUGCACUACAACACAAUGGAAGACGUUGAGAAUGUUCUAGACAAUCUACAGAAGUUCGCAGAUAAUUCGAAGUAGAAUCAGUGUAGAAAGUGAAAAAAAGUAUAAGCAGUUCACAGCGAUCAACCCAAACCACGACAG
Amoebophrya sp. A120 is the source of this 2847-nucleotide messenger RNA. The record is from the annotation of a GenBank genome assembly. Lineage: Eukaryota; Dinophyceae; Syndiniales; Amoebophryaceae.